CAAUUUGCAUGUGAGGAUCUAAGGGUCCUUCAAUGUGAAAGCAGUAUUAUUUCAUAACAUGUUUAUUUUUAGACACAGUUCCAGAGGGUGUGAGGCUGAAUCUGGUUGUGUGUGGGAGUAACAGAGAAUUAAUAUCCUUCAUUUCAAACCUGAUCCUGAAGCAGAGCGAGAGCAGAUCAGAGCUGAGCUCAGAGUGUGUGAGGAGAGACGUGGAGCUUGAUGGACGUCUGGUCAGUCUGGUGGAGCUUCCAGCUCUGUUCAACACUCAGCUCUCAGAGGAGGAAGUGAUGCGUCAGACUCACCGCUGUGUGUCUCUCUGUCAUCCUGGAGUUCAUGUGUUCGUCCUCAUCAUUCCUGAUUCUCCACUUAAUAAUGAAGACAGAGCAGAAAUAGAGGAGAUCCAGAGGAUCUUCAGCUCAAGAAUCAACAAACACAUCAUGAUCCUCAUAAAGCAGGAUUCAGAUCAACAGACAGCAGAACUAAAUGAAGAAACACAGUCUGUCAUUGAGAGAUUUGGAGGACGGCAUCAUUUCAUUGGUCCAAACACACAAGCAUCUGUGUUGAUGGAGAAACUGGAGCAGAUGGUUAAGGAAAAUAGUGGUGAUUGUUUCUCCACAGAGACGUUGAUGGAGACACAGAUGGAAAAACUGCAGAAAUUUGAAGAAUUAAAGAGGGGAAUUCAUUCAUUAGAGACGUGGUUUCAGUCACAAGAUUCAAGAGAAAGAGAAGAUGAAAUAAGGAUUGUGCUGCUGGGAAAAACUGGAGUUGGGAAGAGUUCAACUGGAAACACCAUCUUAGGAAGAAAAGUGUUUGAAUCAGAUAUUUCUCAAACAUCUGUUACUAAAGUGUGUCAUAGAGAGACGGCUGAAAUCAACAGCAGACACAUUACUGUGAUCGACACUCCAGGACUGUUUGAUACUGAACUCAGUAAUGAAGAAAUCCAGAGAGAAAUCAGCAACUGCAUCUCCAUGAUCCUGCCUGGACCACAUGUGUUUCUCUUACUGAUCCCAGUGGGACGAUUCACUCAAGAGGAGGAAAAAUCACUGAAGAUCAUCCAAGAGACAUUUGGUGAAAACUCUUUAAAGUACACCAUGGUGCUCUUUACCAGAGGAGACUUUCUGAAGAACAAAAUCAUUGAACAGUAUCUGGGGGAACCUGGAUCUACCCUUAAAAACCUUACUGAAGCAUGUGGAAACAGAUUCCAUGUGUUCAAUAAUGAGACUAGAGACCGAACACAGGUGACUGAUCUACUGCAGAAGAUAGACAACAUGGUGAAAGAGAACGGAGGGAGUUACUACUCAUGUAAGAUGUUCAGAGAGAUGGAGAGAGAAAUACAAGAACAACAGAAGAACAUACUGAUGGAGAAAGUGGAGCAAGUGAUCAGAGAAAGAGAAGAACUGAUGAACAAACAUAAAGAAGAGAAAAAGAGGAUGAAGAUGAAGAUUGAGGAAGAAAGAAAGAAUCAUGAGAAAGAGAGAAAGAGAAGAGAAGACGAAUAUAAAAGAGACAUUAAAGAAAGAGAGGAGCAAGAAAGAAAUAUGAGAGAGGAGCUGAAGCGAGAACGAGAAGAAUGGGAGAAACAGAAACAACAGGAAAGACAAAGAAGAGAAGAAGAGGAGGAUAAAUGGAGAAAGAAAGAAAAGGCCAUGUUAGAUGAAUAUUAUCAGAGACUUAAACAAGAGAUAGAGAGAAUAAAGGUGAUGGUGGAGAAAGAAAGACAGAAUCAUGAUCAAGACAGAAAGAGACUUGAAGAAGAGCAUGAAAGAAAGAGAAAGAAAGAAAAGGAAAUAUGGGAUGAAUAUUACCAGAAACUUGAAAAAGAGAUCGAGAGAAUGAACAUGACAAUGGAGGAAGAAAGAGAGAAUCAUGAUAAAGAGAGAACAAGAAGAGGAACAGUAUAAAAAAGAUACAUUAAUGUCACUGAGAGACAAGAGAGAAAGAUUGGAGAGGAGCUGAAGAGAGAAUGAGAGGAAUGGGAGAAACAGAAACAAAAGGAAAGACAAAGAAAUAGGAGAAGAAA
Carassius carassius (crucian carp) is the source of this 2020-nucleotide messenger RNA. RefSeq names its product GTPase IMAP family member 4-like. The record is from RefSeq and is a predicted model, not a curated record. Gene Ontology annotation, molecular function: GTP binding. The transcript is spliced from 2 exons. NCBI's taxonomy places the organism in Eukaryota, Metazoa, Chordata, Actinopteri, Cypriniformes, Cyprinidae. Bases 288 to 1901 code for a protein of 537 amino acids.